AGAGACCUAAACUAUUCUGUAGUAGGCUAGUUCAAAGUUCAUGAUACCUUUUACCGUUGGUAAAAAAAUACACGUAUAGCCUAUUAUAGGGUGGUUCCCUUUGGUUCGGAUAAAUUGGACAAAAAAAGGGAUAUAAGCAAGGCACGAACAUAAAUGAAGAAAGGAAUGAUGGGGGAUUCUGAACUAAAGACGCUUGCAUGCAUGUCUUCAAAUAGUCCCAACACAGUCUUCAGACGGCGUUUAGGAUCUCUGACUACCAUCAAUAAAAUGCGCGAAAAUAUAGAAUUAUGCGACGUCACAAUUUCAGUACAAGAUGAAACGUUUCAUGUGCAUAGGCUGGUGAUGUCAGCAUGUAGCGAGUUUUUCCGGGUCAUGUUCAAUUCCACUAUGUCCGAGUCAACAUCAAAAACCAUUCGCCUUUCAAACUAUGUAACGUCAGCUGCCGUUGGUGUUAUUGUAGAUUUUGCGUACACAGGUGAAUUGGCAAUUGAACCGUCAAAUGUUCAAGAGGUUUUGACCGCUGCCCACUACUUGCAAAUUAAUGACGUAGUAGAAAGCUGUGUAUGCAUAAUUUCGAAUGAACUUUCUGAAUCCAAUUGUCUUGGUAUAUGGCAACUUUCCAAAUUUCUGAACUGUGAGAGUCUAAAAAGAGAAUCAGAAUCAAUGAUUUGUGAAUCUUUCUGCGAAGUAACCAAAACCGAAGAGUUUAUGCAACUAUCGGCCGAGGUCGUCCUCCAUUUAUUACUGAAAGACGAAAUUGUGGUACGCAACGAAGAUGAGGUUUUCAAAGCAGCGAAAAGAUGGUGGCUAUAUAAUCCAGACGAUCGAAAUAUUCAUAAACCGUCAAUAUUCAUGGCUCUACGGGCACCUUACCUGUCUAGUGCCAUUCUCCAAAUGAUAUGUCAAGACGAAGAUAUCAUUGCUGAGAAAGCGUGUGUCAAAAAAAUAUUCGAGGCAAUGUGGUACCACACCCUUGGUCCAAACGGAGGUUAUUCAUGCAACGGUAAACUCCAGGAAAUACUUAAACAACGUGUCAAAAAGUCGAACCUUCAAAUUGCAUUCUUUUCUGGGCACCAGAAUUUCAAACACAAAUUAUUCGAUCCUGUGAAAUUAGUAUGGUCAGAGGCAAAGAUCAAAGAAUUGGAGCGCGUUCGGUUCACGGCAGCCAGUGUGAUGAGCCGUGUAUACAUCCUUGGUGACGUAUCGUCAAGUUCUAGGCCUACUGAUAUAGAUAUGUUGGACUUCACCACCAUGAGUAUGACACCUGGAGUCUUAAAGCUAAGCCCUCCUAGGGACUCAUUAGCUGCAUGCACAUUAGGUGAGACACUGUUUGUUUCUGGAGGAUCCAGAGAUGAAGGUCGCAAAACCAUUCGUAAUUGCGAGUACUACGACUUGAAGACUAAGACCAGAUUAGAAAUUGCUUCGAUGAAUAAAUCUCGACAUCGACAUGGUUUGGUAUCUGUCAACGGCUUCCUGGUUGUAUGUGGUGGGUACAUCUCGACGAGUCACGAACAUGGUCCGUUGCACGAAUGUGAAGUGAUGGUGGCAAACCCAGUCCCAACUGGCAGGUGGCACUUAGUGGCUGGUCUACAUAUUGGUCGGAUAGACUUGGGUCUUGCAGCAGUGAAUGGUAAGGUAUUCGCUGUCGGCGGACAAGAUAGAGAUGGAGGUAUUAUGAACAGCGUCGAAUACCUAGAUGUAUCGAAGUGUUCUACCGUCGAACAGGCGAAAAACUGCGAAUGGAAAUUUGCUACAUCUCUACCCGUUCCUCUAACCAAGGUAAAGUGCACUGUGGUUGGUAAUUCCAUUUUCGUGAUAGGUGGUACUGUAAAGUUUACACCUUACCAGGAAAGACUGUUGCAUGUUCUGGAAUACGAAGAACCGAAUAAUUGUUGGCGACUCCAUAAAUCCACCCCUGCGUGUGGUAGUAACUGGGGAGCUACAGUAACUGUAGAUUUGUGCCUGUAAAUUAGUCCUAUUCAACUUUUAUAACGAAAAAAGCUAUUUUACUCGACGAUUUUUAUAUAAUGUAAUGUGAUCCGACAGUAAGCUUGCAAUAAUGACGCUAGUGUUUAUGUUUGAAUCUAUAGUAUAGUUGUUUUCGUUUAAUAUAUGAUAGUAUUUUUAUUGAAUGAAUAUAUUAUUUAAGACUA
Messenger RNA from Anneissia japonica, 2153 nucleotides. Its product is annotated as kelch-like protein 7. Bases 154 to 1968 code for a protein of 604 amino acids. Lineage: Eukaryota; Metazoa; Echinodermata; Crinoidea; Comatulida; Comatulidae. The transcript has 7 exons. Gene Ontology annotation, molecular function: protein binding. The record is from RefSeq and is a predicted model, not a curated record.